AUGUCGCCCCAGAUGAAGUCCCAAGAAGCAUCAGCGUAUGAAGCACCCGCAUCACCGCGCCUCUUCUGGCAGGGCCGUGAGUCGGGCUCUCCCUUCCCCAAGAGCUCGGAGAACCAGAGUCCUUAUGACCCCGACGCCUCGUUUUCUCCAUCCAAGCGUCCCUCCCUCGAGAAUCUCAAGCGCGCCUCGAGGGUCAAGAACAGCAACAUGUUCCGCGAUUACAACCAGGAGUACGAUCCGACCAAUGUCUAUGUUCCACAGAGGCCCUUGGCCACAAGUCGCUCGCCACAGAAGCAGGCCUCAAAUGCGCCCCCUGCGCGACAGGCAGAGUCCCACGACAGUAACCCGAGCGGGCCCCGCCCCCCUUCUCCGAGCAAGGACCAAGUCCCUCCGGCGAAGUCCUCCCUGUCCCGAGCUAGUCGCUUCGGGUUCAAGGAUUCAUUUGACCCCGAGAGUGAGAUUUGGUCCGACAUUGAUGGAAGUCGCCAUGCCAAAAGUGUAACUUUCGACGCCGCUCAGCCCCAGGUGCACGAGUACGAAAUGACCACGCCUGAUCCGUCCUCCAUCGCUUCUGGCUCCCGUGAAGGCAGCUAUGAUUCAGAAGAGGAUGAAGGGGAUAUCAGUUUCGAUCGCGAAUCUUCCCUCGACCGUGAUGACAGUUUCGAUGCCUCCUUGGAAGAUCUCGAGAAGACCCCCGUUGUCCUGCCCGAAGACUGGCGAUACAUGAGUCCCGCCAGCGCCAACGACGAUUUGGUGAAAGAUGAAGAAGAUCCUUUCACGGAAGACGAUGAAAGUCACAGCCCCGAUCCGCGGCCAUCCACCCACCAAGGUCCGCCUGUCCAGCAUGCUCGCGUCGAGUCGCUGGAUUCCAAUGGCGAACGCCGCCCCUUGCCCCCGCUCCCUCCAACCAAUCGCCCGUCUUUAAGCCAGCGCGGCUCAUCCCCACAAAAGCUGUCUGCAGCCUUUGAGCUGGCAAGUGGAGGUCAGCGAGUGCUGCCGUCUCCUCCAGGCCCCGCCACGUACAGCAAGUCGGACAUUACUGAACGUGCUCGUGCAUCCAUGUCUUUGGAAGACAGGCUACGUCUAAUGAUGAUCCAGGAAAACGAACGGAAGAGCAAAGACUCAGACCAUGCGGAUCACCAGGCGCCCAAACCAGACACAGAACCUGAACACGACCUAAUCAGCGACUUUGAGGACGACGAGAAGAGUUCAAACCCAGGAGAAGCUGCAGAAGAUCACGAUGAAGAGGCUACGGAGGUAUUCUCUCCUCCGCGUAUCUCCCGGGAUUCCAUUCUCCGAGACAUUCGUAAAAGUGAGAGCUAUGUCGACGACUCUUUCGAGGAGGAUUCGCAGCUUGAAUCAAGCCCCCACCACUAUAUGCAUUACGACCCUGACGUCCCCAUCCCAUCCCUGGAGGACGAUGAUGACGAAUACCACGAUGACGACGAUGAUGACCAAAGCAGCGUGGUAAUCAAGCCCGAAGAACACGAUGACGAUCUUUAUGACAUCCCGGACUAUUAUGAAACCAUUCAGUCUCAAACUUCUUCCUCAAAAAGCCUCAAAGACCAUUUGGCCGCCAACGAUGAGGGCGAUCAGCCCAGCUUACCUCAAGAAGACGAAGCCAAGGCGCCUCAGAGCGGGUCGCAAGAGUCCGAAGACAGGCAAUCCACACCUGUUCCUCAAGUGCGAGAGGACCCUGUUGCCGAACAACCGGAAGCAGAACCAGAAGCAGAACUGCAACCCAAAGAACUGUCGGCUCCCAAGAUGGCAGCUAUGAGGGAAGCGCUGCAGAGACCCUCGACACCGGAUAACCAGGACCAAAUAUCAGAACCUUCGACUCCUGAGUCCGUUAUACGACACCCCGUUGAGGAGGAGUUUAGCGACGACGAGGUUUCCGUUGAUGAGAGUGUCCCAGAUCCUGUUGCCACCAUCAAGGCCCCUGGAACUGGUCUGAAGACCCGUCCAUCCCUGACCCCUGCGGACGUUGAACAAAUGGCUGCAACGCGCCGCAAGGUUAGCGGACAACCACCCCCUCCUAUGCCUCAGCUUACCAAGCAGCACUCCAACGAGUCGCAAGCCUCUGCACCGNAGGAGGAGCAGGAGGAGGAUACCCCANCCGAGCCCACCAAGGAGCCGAGUCGCAGACAACCCAGUCUCAUGAAACUGGAUAUCCCAUUCAGCAUCCAAGAAGAGGAAAGCCUCGGAUUCGGCUUGGAUAAGGAGUUCGAUCGAGUAAUCGAGUCGCAAAAGGUGCAGUUUGAACAAUCCCUGUCCCAACUCAGAAGCACUGCGUUUAUCCCUCGUUCCCAAGAGGGCCCACAACAAGGACCAGAAGCCCAUCGCUUGAAACCUAGAGCAUCAACUGACCAGCAUGUCUUGAAACAGAGAGGUUACCUUAUGCGACAUAACACGAAGGUUAUCAUCGCUAGUAGCCGCAACGAGGAUGAAGCGGCCACUGGAGGUGACACUCCUGCAGCGGCCCGGGCCGCACCAACGGCGCGCAAGCCUAGUCAGCAAACGUGGACAACGGUGCCGUGGAACGGACAGACUCGCCGGGCGAGUAUGAGGACAUCCAGCGGCAUGGUCCGGAAGAAGCCCGUGAGCGGACCCGUCCCACCACUUCCAGGCCAGCCGAGUAGCGUUCAAGAGCCCCCCGCGACCAUUGAGGAGACCGAACCUGCGUUGAAUGGUGCUCUGGAGGAGGGCGAAGAACGUGGUCGCCUCUUUGUCAAGGUAGUCGGAAUGAAAUAUCUCGAUCUACCGCUGCCACGGGGUGAGAGAUCGUACUUUGCCCUAACGUUGGACAAUGGACUCCAUUGUGUUACCACUGCCUGGCUGGAACUGGGCAAGACCGCUCCCAUCGGCCAGGAGUUUGAGCUCAUCGUGCAGAAUGAUCUCGAGUUCCAACUGACACUCCAGAUGAAGGUGGACGAGGAGAAGUUCCGUGUUCAAGAGCCUGCUCCGCCAGUGUCACCUACCAAGCAGAAAGCCUCCACCUUCAGUCGGGUAUUUGCUUCCCCCCGGAAGCGCAAGGAGCUUGAUAUGAAGCAACAGCUGGCGUCGCAACAAAACAAGACUCGUGACGUCAACGCUCCCGUAUGGGACAGGCUGAGAACUCUCAUUGCUCGCGAUGGAAGCUUCGCGCGCGCCUACGUGUCCCUCAGCGACCAUGAGAAGCACGCCUUUGGCCGGCCUUACACAGUGGACGUGGCAUGCUUCAACGAGUGGGCUGUUGAAGAGCAGCCCAGCAGCGUAAAGAGCAAGAAGAGUACCAACAGUACCACUUCUCAGAGACGGCCUCCCUACAAGAUUGGAAAGCUCGAGUUGCAGCUUCUAUUUGUGCCGAAGCCCAAGGGCGCCAAGGACGACGACAUGCCCAAGAGCAUGAACGCAUGCAUCCGGGAGAUGCGUGAAGCCGAAAGUGUAUCCUCCCGCAGUUGGGAAGGGUUCCUUUCUCAGCAGGGUGGUGAUUGCCCAUUCUGGCGUCGUCGCUUCUUCAAGCUCCAAGGGUCCAAGCUGACUGCAUACCACGAGACCACGCGCCAACCUCGCGCAACGAUCAACUUGUCUAAAGCAGUCAAGCUUAUCGAUGACCGGUCUUCUCUGGUCCAGAAGGAGACUACAACGCGAGGCGGUGGCCGUCGCAAGUCAGCCUUUGCCGAAGAAGAGGAAGGCUACAUGUUUGUCGAAGAGGGAUUCCGCAUCCGCUUUGGUAACGGCGAAGUGAUUGAUUUCUACGCCGACAGUGCGGCCGACAAAGAUGGAUGGAUGAAGGUGCUGGCGGACGCCGUUGGCAAGGGAUCUUCUGGAAGCAGCCAAGUCAAGGCCUGGACAGAGAUGGUUCUCAAGCGGGAGCGAAGCAUGAAGGCGAAGCGGCCCAGCACCGUAGCCCCUCCGCCACCCGCCAAAGACAGUGCCAUCCCUGUUCCAACGACCCCAUCGGCGCGGGCGCCACCCGUGGGUCGUCCUGGCCACAAGCACACUCAGUCACAGCCAGAAGUUCGCGGUCUGGAUGCUCGCCGGCAGAAGACGCGGUCCCUGAUGUUCUAG
This is a messenger RNA of Aspergillus niger, 4050 nucleotides long. RefSeq lists its product as uncharacterized. The record is from RefSeq and is a predicted model, not a curated record. Gene Ontology annotation, molecular function: GTP binding. NCBI's taxonomy places the organism in Eukaryota, Fungi, Ascomycota, Eurotiomycetes, Eurotiales, Aspergillaceae. The transcript is spliced from 3 exons. Bases 1 to 4050 code for a protein of 1349 amino acids.